UUGCUCACACCGAUACUGUUUGCCACGGACGACAUUCUGCAUAUUUGCUUCCGUUUCUGAUGUGCACUGACGAGAUGUUAAGCAGUAACUAAUAUAUAUGGAUCAAAAACGUGCACCAUCAUGGCCUUUAUUAUUUAGUCGUUGACGUAAUCUGUGGACUUUCCACUUGUGAACUCUCCGUGAACCUUGACGGUAACCGUUACAGGUGAGAACAAGAUGGCGGACCCGCGCGAGGGAGCGGCCGGAUCGGACGAGCGUGCCGGCGACGACAACCCUUGGUACCGCACAAUCUGCAGGCAACGGAUGCGCUACGUGUUCUGUGCGUUCUUUCCCGUGGCGUUUGCCCUCGUGUUGUGGGGAGGGAUGACUUUUGCUGGGUCGCAGCAGACCAACAGCUCGGAGAGCAUCAUCCUGCUCGCUCUGGGCUUCCUGUUCCUGCUGCUGUGGAUGGUGGCAGUCGGCCACUACGACUACGCCCAGCGUCGCUACGGAGUUCCCGUCAAAUAUUGCACUCUAGUAAACGAGGGAUCUGAGGAGAACAGUUUUAGAUCGACCGUCAGGAUUUUAGCGCCCUUUGCUAUCCUGGGACACGCCCAGGAGGACGCGUCGCCUGGCGGAGGGAGUUCUACCGAUGGCCGAGGGAGCACGAGCGGUCAGGCGGCCACACCGGGAGGGUCUGGUGAAGACCGUGGCGGGCAGUACCGGCCCUGGUGCACGGACACGAGCGGCGCAGAGGGGUCGCACGCCGUGCAGAGCGGGGUCGGCUUCAGCGAAAUCAUCGUCAGAGAGGAGAGCGACGUCGGCGUGCAGCCGGUACAUUUCCACCCCGGCCAGGCUGAAGUUCGACUGGGCACUGCUCACGGUUCCCCUCCGCCGUAUGAGCAGGCAACAGCGAAAUGGACCAAGGACAGUUCUGUUUACGCCACCGUCUGUUAAACAAUUCGAGACACGCCUAGAUAUUUUUGGAUGUAGGGUGGCCGUUAUAAGUCGAUGGUACAAAGUCGAUGCAAACUUUCUGACCUUUGUGUCCUGUCGCAGUGUGUAGAAAACACGUACUGGUGGAUGCGUUUUUGUAGUCACGAAAAUGAUCGAGCCACGAAUUUUGAGGCAAAGAGGUGCUAACAGACAGCUUCAAAGUGAUAACUUCAGCAAACUUUGUCGCGAUCUCCGAUGGGCAGAAUUGCUU
Molecule: messenger RNA, 1186 nt
Organism: Branchiostoma belcheri (Belcher's lancelet)
Lineage: Eukaryota; Metazoa; Chordata; Leptocardii; Amphioxiformes; Branchiostomatidae
Exons: 2
Coding region: 217-936 (239 amino acids)
Source: RefSeq, a predicted model, not a curated record